UCAACUCUCAGCAAGAUCAAUGGACACCUGAGUGGCUAAGGCAGCAGAUUCUGCAGGAGGACUUCCGCAGACGCCAUGUGGGAGGCGGUGCUGCCACUAAGACUGCUGAGGAGUAUGGAGCUGCAGGGCGCGGCAGAGGAAGAGGGGGUUGGAAAGGCCGAGGCCGUGGGAGGAGCUUUGGCAGAGGUAGAGGCCGAGAAGAGCAAGGCCGAAGUGACCUUUGGACCAACCAGCUGCCGUGCUAAGCUUGGGAAGAAGGUGCUAUGGAGUCUGGAAGAGGAGACCAGUUGCAUCAAGGACCUCAGAAUGGCGUGGCUGAGAGGUUCAACAGGACCCUGCAGGAGGGGGCACGCACUCUCCUUGGGCGUGCAGGGCUGCCUGAUCCGUUUUGGGUGUCUGCACUGAGGCAGGUCGCCCUUGUGAAGAACAGGGUGCUGGCUACAGUUGGAGAUAAGGAGUGGAUCCCAUAUGUCAAGUGGUAUGGGAGUGCUCCAGCUGUGAAUAUGCUGAGGGCAUUUGGGUGCAUGGUAGUGUUUCAUGUGCCUAAGGAGAAAAGGGGGAAGUUGGAGGCUUCUGGAAGAUGGGGUGUGCACUUGGGGAUUGCAAAGGAUCACAAGGGGUGGCUGCUAUGGGACUUGACCACCCAGAAGUUGACAGUGUCAAGGGAUGUGAAGUUUCUUGAGUCCCUGUACUACAAGGAAUGGAAGCAGCAGCAACAGAAGCUUCCAUCUACACCGCUCAUUGUGGAGGCGGAUGAGGUGCAGCGGCCUUCAAGACAGGUAGAGGUUGCAGUGUCAGAGGAGGAGAUGUCUGGGGUGACUGAGGAAGG
Closterium sp. NIES-67 is the source of this 829-nucleotide messenger RNA. Lineage: Eukaryota; Viridiplantae; Streptophyta; Zygnematophyceae; Desmidiales; Closteriaceae. The record is from the annotation of a GenBank genome assembly.